AUGUUCCCUAUCCCGCUCAGCUUCAUCUACAUGCACGUCGCCCCGCACGACCUCUCUGCCCUCAUCCGUGUUAGGCGCCGCUGCCGCACCGCCGCCCACAGCGUGCUCUACUUCUCUGCGUGCCCGGACCAUAUGGUCGACCAGUGCAUCACUGUGCUCGCGUCUGCGCGCGACAUUGCCGAGCUCGUGUACAACGGGCUGGGACUCGCACACACUCUAUGUUCAGCGUCAUCGAAUCUUCUUCUCAGCAUGUCCUCCGCGUGGGUCACGCUUCUUGUUCCCAGCUCGCUCUCGUUCAUCAGUCUAUCAGACGCCGCAAGAUCAAAGCCCAUCGCUUGCGUCGUGCUCCAGAGCAUCAACACAUAUACUCUGUCCACAUUCUUCCAGCCUGUCUUCAGCAGGGCUCAAUACGGCGUCGCCAGCCUCACAUGCGACGACGCAAAUGCGACGGGAUGCUUCUGA
Molecule: messenger RNA, 462 nt
Organism: Heterobasidion irregulare TC 32-1
Lineage: Eukaryota; Fungi; Basidiomycota; Agaricomycetes; Russulales; Bondarzewiaceae
Exons: 5
Coding region: 1-462 (153 amino acids)
Source: RefSeq, a predicted model, not a curated record